AUGACGACUCGCAAGCACAACGAAUUCCUCGAUAUCGCACCAAGCGACGACGAGUCAGCCAGCGAUCGUGGCUACGAUUCCGAGGAGAAUGUCGCGAAGAGCAAAGGCCGCGCCGUGAAGCGCAGGCGGACCACAAACACCCAGGACUUUUUCGGUGUCGAGUCAGACAACGACGAGUCAGCAGAUGACGACAAUGAGGAGGAGGAGGAUCGCGCAGAAGUUAAAGGCAAGAAGAGCAAGCAAUCAAAGGCUACGCAGCCUGCCUCUAACGACGAGGACGAGAAUGAGGACGAAGACGGAGGCGCACUCCUGGACCCCACGAAACCUUCCAAGCCCGUCAAAGUACUCUCCACCAAACCGCUUAAGGAGUCUAAGAAGAACAAGACCGGAGUCGUCUACCUCUCCUCGCUGCCGCCGUAUCUUAAGCCCUUCGCUUUAAAAAAUAUGAUAGAGAAAAGGAAUCUGGGUCCAGUCACGAAGGUUUUCCUCAGUCCUCGAAUGCCAAAUAACUCUGGCUCUACCCGACGCUCCAACUCUCGUCAACUCUACAAUGACGGCUGGCUUGAGUUUCAAUCGAAAAAAUCCGCCAAGAUCUGCGCCGAGACACUGAAUGCGCAUAUUGUGGGGGGUCGCAAGGGUGGAUGGUACCAUGACGACGUCUGGAAUAUGAAAUAUCUGAAGGGUUUCAAAUGGGCAGACCUUAUGGAACAGGUGCAGCGUGAGAGAUCGGAAAGAGAGGCCAGGCAGCGGAUUGAAGAUGCCCGUGCCAAGAAAGAAGAAAAGGUCUUCAUGUCUGGUGUUGAAGCUGGAAGAAUUGCGGAUGGUAUGGCUAGGAAGAAUGAGGAGAAGAGGAAGAGGCAGCUGGCUGAGGCUGACCGUGCUGGAACGGAGGAUGCAAAGGCGAAGAAGGCUUCGGAGAAGCCUGCGCCGGUGCGGAGGCGCUUUGUGCAGAACGAUGUUGUUAAGCGGAAGGACGAGAAAGGGGUUACAGAUGAUGCUGAUACCCGCCGGGUGCUUGGAAAGAUUUUCUGA
Penicillium atrosanguineum is the source of this 1032-nucleotide messenger RNA. Its product is annotated as RNA-binding ATPase activator ESF2. Gene Ontology annotation, cellular component: nucleolus. Gene Ontology annotation, molecular function: RNA binding. NCBI's taxonomy places the organism in Eukaryota, Fungi, Ascomycota, Eurotiomycetes, Eurotiales, Aspergillaceae. Bases 1 to 1032 code for a protein of 343 amino acids. The transcript has 2 exons. The record is from RefSeq and is a predicted model, not a curated record. Gene Ontology annotation, biological process: endonucleolytic cleavage in 5'-ETS of tricistronic rRNA transcript (SSU-rRNA, 5.8S rRNA, LSU-rRNA); endonucleolytic cleavage to generate mature 5'-end of SSU-rRNA from (SSU-rRNA, 5.8S rRNA, LSU-rRNA); small-subunit processome assembly.